AUGUCCUUGAACCAAGCAGACCUAGCCAAUCUAGACGAGUCCUCUAAAAAAGAGAUCCUCCAAUUCAUCGAAUCUGAAAACUCCAAAACUAAAGUGCAAACUUCAAUCCAUCAAUUCACUGAUCUUUGCUUCAAGAAAUGUGUUGAUUCCAUCGGCAACGGUCAACUAAGUUCCAAUGAAGAAUCUUGUCUCACAAACUGUGUCAACAGAUUCCUCGACACAAACAUCAGAGUCGUUCAAGGUCUUCAAAAUGCUCAAAACCAAUAG
Molecule: messenger RNA, 267 nt
Organism: Hansenula anomala
Lineage: Eukaryota; Fungi; Ascomycota; Saccharomycetes; Phaffomycetales; Wickerhamomycetaceae
Gene: TIM8
Product: protein transporter TIM8
Exons: 2
Coding region: 1-267 (88 amino acids)
Source: RefSeq, a predicted model, not a curated record